Aureobasidium melanogenum CBS 110374 is the source of this 2892-nucleotide messenger RNA. RefSeq lists its product as uncharacterized. Gene Ontology annotation, biological process: phosphorelay signal transduction system; phosphorylation. NCBI's taxonomy places the organism in Eukaryota, Fungi, Ascomycota, Dothideomycetes, Dothideales, Saccotheciaceae. The transcript is spliced from 5 exons. Gene Ontology annotation, molecular function: phosphorelay sensor kinase activity. The annotation marks the transcript as partial. The record is from RefSeq and is a predicted model, not a curated record.
AGAGACGAUCCAUGGAUGUCCUAUGUGAACAAUUACCCCUUCCAUGAGACCUCACUAGGCCCCGUAUCCAGUUGGCAUCCACACUUGCGCCGCGCCGUCCAAAGGAUGAUGAUUUGUCCUGAAUCCCGCAUUCUAUAUUGGGGUGAUGAACAUGCAUUGGUGUACAACGAAGCCGCCGUACCCAUAUUAGGAAAAAAGCACCCUUGUCUUGGUAUCCCGUUAGCCAAGGCAUUGGGAAGAGUCAUUUUCGACCGAAUUGACACGUCCAUCCGAGCUGUUGUUGCAUCUGGAAAGGCGCAACAAGUGAGGAACGAGAUGGUCGAGCUAGACAGAAACGAUUUUCCAGAGCAAACCUGGUACCGCUACUACCAACUACCAAUUGUCGAACCGGAUGGUCGCUAUCUCGGAUGUGUCUGCGAAUUUACUGAAACCACUACCGCUAUUGUGCAAGAGAAUCGAGCAGCCACUGUCGAUACAUUUACCAGAAAUGCUGCAAAUGCAACUAAUCUGAAGCAGCUUUGGCCUAUCUCUCUGAAUGCACUCAGCAAGACCUCAAUUGAUAUCAUUGCUGGUUCUGUAUUCUCUGUCACUAACGCCGGAGACUCAACAACAUCUCAAUCAUCAUCAACCCCCGAAGACUAUGUACUGGAGACUUCGUUCGGUGUUGCAAAUACACAAUCCAAGCUGUCUUCUACUAUACUCGAGUCGCUCAAUAGGACGUCUGACUACGAAAAGCUAAUUGUCUUAAGACAAGACGAUGGUUCGCUUCCUCCUGACCUUCAAUGGAGCACUUCGGACCAGGGCAACAUCAGGGAAAUCUGCAUCUUGCCUAUCACAGAUCUAAACAACCGCAGACUUGCGGUCGCUGUCUUUGGCAUGAACCCUGGCAGACCCUUUGACAAAGAAAGCAGGUCGUUUGUCUCAAAGAUAGGCGACCUCAUCCGGGAAAGCGCCAUCUUCGUCACUCUCCCCGAAGAACAGAGAAAGACCGCAUCUAUCACCUCAGCAUUGUCUGACAAGCUACAAAUUGCUCUUCUUGAGGCUGAAAUGAAACAAGACUCAUACGCUCGCAUGGCAAGACAGGCUCCGAUAGGCAUGUACCUUCUGAGACCGGAUGGAUAUCCUGUCUUUGUCAACGACGCAUAUCUAGAUCUUCAUGGUGUAUCCCGAGCACAAUUCUACAGGAGCGCGAAUAGCGAUCUCGGCUGGAACCCGACAGUACACGAGCCAGAUUUAGGGCGGGUAGAAAAGAUGUGGUUGGACACAAUCAAUGGGACAGCGCCUGUUCAGGAGGAAGUCCGUCUUAAAGCACCGGGCAGGGGAUUCCCAGACGAUAUUCGGUGGGUGGAAUCGAUGAGCUUCGCGGAACGCGACAAGACCGGAGCCAUCAUGAAUGUGCAAGGCUGGCUCCUCGAUGUCAGCCCACGAAAGUUGAAUGAACGUCUCGUUGGCGAAAAACUCCAGGACGCCCUUGAGAACAAGCGCGCGACAGAAACAUUCUUGGACAUGUUAUCACACGAGAUGCGAAAUCCCUUGUCGUCGAUCCUCCAGUUGGCAGAUGGCAUUAUGUCAUUGUUGGAGACUCCACCUGCGCCUGAUACUGUUGAGUCUUUGAAAGACUCUGCUCAGACUAUCACUCUCUGUGCCAGACACAUGAAAACCAUCAUAGAUGAAGUUCUCACCUUCUCAAAGCUGGACUCUAACCUUGUGGUUCUUAGCCUGGAAAGAGCACAGAUGCCUACGAUUAUCGAGACCGCAUUGAAGAUGUUUGAGGCAGAGAUUGAGCACGCCAAUAUUGUAGCGAACAUGGAGAUUGAUCAGAGCUAUGUCAAUCUGGGUGUAGACUUUGUCCUCGCUGAUCCUAGUCGCCUACUCCAAGUGAUCAUCAAUUUCCUUUCCAAUUCUAUCAAAUUCACGAAGUUUGAAAGAGAACGAAGGAUUACCAUCAAACUUGCUGCUUCUGUCACGAAGCCUACGACGAAGGAUUUUGGCAUUGCUUUCUUGGACCCACGGAAGGAACUUGCUAAGGACCCUUCCAUAGCCACUACACCUACAACGUCUGGGCCAGACAAUAAGCUUGGAGAUGAGGUAUACAUUUACAUUGGUGUUGAGGAUACCGGACGAGGCCUCACAGAGGACGAAUGUAAAGUCCUGUUCCAGCGAUUUGCACAAGCGUCUCCCAAAACUUACAAAACAUACGGUGGAAGCGGGCUGGGUUUGUUCAUCAGUCGAGCUAUCUCCGAACUUCAUGGAGGACAGAUUGGCGUGAAGAGCACAGCGGGAGUCGGUUCGACAUUCGGCUUUUUUGUCAAAACAAGACGAGCAGAACCACCGCCGCCUGCGUCUAGGGGUUCAGUAGCUUCCACAGAAGCGCUGACUGAUGUCCGUAACUUGCCCCGCUCAGAAGGAAAGCAAGACGUCAAGAUCAUGACGAUGUCAAAUAUGGUGGAAGAAAGCAGUCUUUCGGUGAACGACUUGCAUGUCUUGGUUUGCGAAGACAACAAGAUAAAUCAAAAGGUGAUUGCCCAACAGCUUAGACGCUCUGGUGUAAAAGCCGUCCAUGUAGCAGACGACGGUCUCGCCGCCUUGGAUUUCCUCGCCACCACUACCUUCUCGUCUACCUCAUCCUCUUCACCUUCCGCCGUUCCGCUCUCUAUCAUCCUUAUGGACGUCGAAAUGCCAGUCAUGGAUGGUUUGGGCGCUGUUCGACGUAUCCGUCAAUUGGAGUCCAAGGGCGAGAUCAAAAACCAUGUCCCUGUUGUGGCGAUUACUGCCAAUGCUAGGCCAGAGCAGGUCGCUACUGCGCUAGAAGCUGGUAUGGAUGAAGUGGUGACUAAGCCAUUCUUGGUCAGAGACUUGGUGCCUAGGAUGGUGGCAUUGGUGCAGAAGCAC